UUGCGUAGUUGAAAAUUUGCCGUUGACUUCAUCUUGAAUCCUUGUCGAUCCAGUUUCAAUGGCUUCCAAUUCUUCUUCUAGUGCUAACGCUAGCAGCUAUGACGUUUUCCUAAGCUUUAGGGGCGAAGAUACUCGUCAUUCUUUUACUGAUCAUCUUUACAAAACAUUAAUGGGAGCAGGGAUUUGUACUUUUAGGGAUAACGAAGAAAUCAGGAGAGGUGAAGAAGUGAAGCCGGAGAUCGAGACAGCAAUUAAACAAUCUAAGGCUUCAAUUGUCGUAUUGUCGGAAAACUAUGCAACUUCCACCUGGUGCCUUGACGAGCUUGUACUGAUCCUUGAACAAAGGAAGGAGGGGAAUCAUUUCGUUCUACCUGUUUUUUAUCAUGUUGAUCCUUCUGAUGUGAGGAAACAAAAUAAAACUUUCACAAUUGAAGUGAAAGGCUCUUCAAGGUGGACAGAUCACAACGUGAACAUGUGGAAGAAAGCUCUUAAAGAGGUUGCUAAUUUGGCGGGCAUGGUUCUGUCGGGGCCUGAAACAAUUUUUUUGAAGGAAAUUGUUGACACCAUUUACAACAAACUGGAUCGCAAAGAAGUUCAUCUUCCACCCAAUCUAACAGGGAUGGCCACUCGAUACGAGGAGAUCAAUUCCUGGUUAAAUCAAUCAAAUAUUGAAUUUUUAGCAAUUUGUGGCAUGGGUGGAAGUGGCAAGACAACUCUGGCCAAGUAUAUUUACGAUUCAAAUUGGAGAUAUUUUGAAAACACGAGUUUUGUUGAAAACAUUGGUCGCAGAUGUAAAGAAUCCCAUGAUUUGCUUGAGCUACAAGAACAACUUCUCAAUGAUAUUUUAGGUGGAAAGAAGAGAAAAAUACCUGGUGUUUCUCAGGGUACAUGUAAGAUUGAGGAAGCCUUACAAACAAAAAGGACGCUUAUUGUUCUUGAUGACAUUGCAGAAAAAAGUCAGUUAGUCGCUUUACUUGGAACUGGAACGAUCAAUGCACAAAGCAAGAUUAUAAUCACAACAAUUAGGGAAAAUACAGAUAAUUGGUUCAAGUCCACAUAUUCUAGGUGUCAAGAGUAUAAAAUAAAAUUAUUAAAUGAGGAUGAAUCGUUAGAGCUUUUAAGUCGUCAUGCAUUUGGUUCCAAAGCUCCCAUGGAAGGUUUCGAAGAGCUUGCAAUGCAAGCAAUACGAUAUUGUGAAGGAAAUCCUCUCGCUGUUGAAGUGUUGGCUUCUUCUCUAUCCAAUGAAAAUACUAUUUUAUACUGGAAAAGUCGAUUGAAUGUAUUGGAUAAAGAUUUUGAUUCUCGAAUCCAAAGUGUACUAAUAACGAGCUAUGAGUCAUUACCAUCUAUCUUAGAGAAAGAAUUAUUUUUGCAUAUUGCUUGUUUCUUUAUCGGAAAAGACAAGGAUUAUGUGGUAAAGAUAUUGGAGCCAGAUUACUGUGCAUUAUCUGGGAUCAAAACCCUAUCCAACAAAUGCCUUCUUUCUGUUUCCCCAAAUAAUAAGCUGAUGAUGCAUCGAUUGAUUCAAGAGAUGGGAAAAAAUUUGGUUCGUCAAGAGUCAUCAAAAUUCCCUGCAAGACGUAGUAGAGUUUGGCUUAGUAGUGAUUCUUAUAAGAUAUUGCGCAAGGGAGAGGGUUCAGAAACAAUGGAAGGUUUAGCACUUGACAUGCAAUUACUAAAGGAAGAUAAGGUUGCAUUCAAGUCGCUAGACCUCAAGACAGAUGCACUUAAGAAGAUGGAUAAACUAAAAUUGCUCCACUUUAAUUUUGUGUAUCUCAAUGGGUCUUACGAGAAUUUUUCAGAAGAUUUACGAUGGCUCUGCUGGCUUGGAUUCCCUUUAACAACCAUACCCCCUGACUUAUUCAUGGGAAACUUGGUGGCUAUUGAUAUGAGCUACAGCAAAUUGGAAGUAUUUGAUCCGCCCAUGGUUCUUCAGUCACUGCAAAUUCUAAAUCUUAAGGACUCGUAUGAUCUAUUUGAAAUCCGCAACAUGUCAAUGAUUCCUCAUCUUGAGACUUUGAUUCUUUGGAACUGUCACAAUCUUGUUCGUGUUUGUGAAACCAUUGGAGACCUGACGAGUCUUGCACUGCUAAACAUGACAGGGUGUAGAAAGUUGUUAUUAGGAGUUACUGAACAGCAUACGUUCUCCCUCCCACAUUCAUUACACCGAUUAUUCCUCAAGGACUGCAAUCUCGAGUGUACCGAUUCUUUCACUCUAAGUUUUAAUGUUCAACUAUCUUUGCAGUACUUGAAUUUAGGCAAUAGUCUAUUUGAGUGUCUGCCCUGUUAUGAUCAUCUUAAAUAUCUUCGGGUCCUUGACUUGAGCUUAUGCUCAAGACUUAAAUGGCUAGUAUGUCUCCCAAGUACGCUUGCAGAAUUGUAUGUAUACUACUGUUUGUCAUUGGAGAGAAUAACUUUCCAAGAACACCGAUUCACAUUGCAAGAGUUUGGCUAUGAAGGAUGCAUUAGUUUGUGUGAAAUUGAAGGCUUUAUUAAAUUGGUGCCUGUAACCAAACUUGAAGAAAAUGAUCUGGGACACAUGAAGUGGCUAAAAGAAUAUCAAAAUCAGGAGGUGUGCCUGGUUGGUGAUGAUGAGCUCACCAAAGGCAGAACUCCGUGUGUUGAGAUGUUGUACGAAUUCGAUAUAAUGAGCACAUCUCUGCCAGACAUAAAGAAUCCAAACCUGAAGCCUGAGUAUGUAUCAGCAUCAUCGGCUUUGUCCUUUGAUGUGCCUUUGUGUCCAAGGAAUAGGAAGCUCAAAGGACUUGAUGUAACUUUGAGAUAUAAAAUCUCAGGUGACGAUGAUUUGGCAUGGUUCGUUAAAAUCAGUACGAGCAAUGGUGUUGAUUUGAUGUACAACCCAAAAGUCUUUGGAAAACCUGGAUCUGGCAAUGUUGGUAUAUGGUUAAGCUACUGGCCAAUUGGAAACACAUUGAAUACUGGAGAUAAAGUAAGUGUCUCUAUUUCUGUGAUGAGUGGAUUGGAGGUAGAGGAAUGUGGGGUGAGCCUUGUUUAUGUUGAUGAGAAAGUAGCUGAGGAAACCUUGGAAAAUAACAUGGGAUGGGUAGAAGUUCUUGGAGGAGAUUUGUCUAGAUUUCAACUACGCACAGGAGCAUACUAUCUUUGUCGACGUGAUUUCUUUGAGUUAAUGGAGAUUGGCAGGCUAACUCCUCAUUGGUUUAGCAUUUUAGUUGGUGAUACCAUCGACUCUACAGAGGUACGAGGAUGGAGAAAGACAGGUCGACCAAAGCAGAUGAAUCCAUCAUUUACAGAGUUGAAAACUGUUAGAUGCAUCAUCCAUGGUCCUGAACUGGAGGAAGUUUACAAGAUCCCAGAGAUGUCAAAAUCAUCUUUUUUAGAUAAAACUUUGGAAUUUCCAUCAAGCAUCCUUGGAGAGUCCAUGCAAUCUACCACCACAUCUAAAUUUGGAGCUAUAGUAAGAAAGGCUGAGGACAUCUCUGAAGAUGCAUCGACAUAUAUGAAAGAGAUAUCUGAAAUAAAUGAACCAAAUGAGAUUGACCAGCUACACCUUAUGAAAAACAUGUCUGAAGAACUUUCUGAUGAAAUUCAGGAGUACGCUACUUCAAGCCUACAUGGGGACAAACUGAAAUCAAUUAGUGGCCAGAUGAAGAAAAUUGUGCUGGGAUUCAGAUCAGGCAGUCGAAGAUCAGGCAGUCGAAGUAAAAGAUGGAAGGGGGAGAAAUCUAAUGAGGGAAAUAUACAGCCCAAUGAGUUGGGUCCAUCCGGAAAUGCGAUUUAUGAAGAUGGACUAAGCGAGAAUGGGCCGAACGACAUAGGUAAUGGCGGAUCCGAUUCAGGGGGAGAUGGGCAAAACGGUAGUGAAGCCCAAACAGAUAGUACACCAACAGAUAGUACAACGAGCCCGAUACCAAGCGAGUCUGAUCCAAGCGAGCCUGUUAACGAGCCUCAUCCAAGCGAGUCUGAUCCAAACACGUCGCAAGGUAUGUUUUUUAAUGAGAACUCUAACGUGUAUGGUGAAGUUGUGGGUGAACAGGAACAUGAGACACCUGCGUCUAGGUAUCCAGUUAGACGUAAUAGAGGGGUACCACGUAAACAAUAUCAACCGGAUCUAACAUCGAAGUCUCGAUACCCGAUCAAUAACUUUGUCUCGACGGCCAAGCUAGCCGACACUCAACGUUGCAUGGUGGAAGAGUUAUCAUCCGUGGUGAUUCCGAAAAACAUACAAGACGCAAUGAAACACCCUGAAUGGAGAAAAGCGGUGUCUGAAGAGUUGAUUGAUGUCGUUAUAGAAGAUGGAAACCUAACUGUUAUCGGGGAUGUUGAUUCCAUGGAUGUUAUUCAACAUGUGAGCAAGAUUGAGGGCGUAUAUAGCAUAAGUGUUGAACCUGCAAAAAAAAUCAAGGAAGAGCGGGAAACAGGCGUUGCACCUUCAUACAAAUCCGCAAAAGAACACAAACAUCGAAAAAUUCAGAAAAUUGUGCUGGAAUUUAAAUCAGGCAGUCGAAAACAAGGAGAGAUGGUGCUGGAGGCGUUAUCUGCACUUCAGGGUAUCCAAUCGAUUCUUUUUGAUUUAGAAGAAGGGAGUGUAACUGUUAUUGGGGAUGUUCAACCGGCGGAAAUUUUUCACAGAACAUGGAUGAUUGAGGACGUAUAUAUUAUAAAUGUGAACGAUGAACCUAUAAAAAAAAUAUAUGAAACCGGUGUUAGUCCUGCAUUCAAAUUUUCAGAAGAAGAAAAAGAGUUUCAACAAGAUAGAAAAACCUGUUCGGUGAUGUAA
Lactuca saligna is the source of this 4759-nucleotide messenger RNA. The record is from the annotation of a GenBank genome assembly. Lineage: Eukaryota; Viridiplantae; Streptophyta; Magnoliopsida; Asterales; Asteraceae.